This is a messenger RNA of Phytophthora sojae, 3074 nucleotides long. RefSeq lists its product as hypothetical. Lineage: Eukaryota; Oomycota; Peronosporomycetes; Peronosporales; Peronosporaceae. The record is from RefSeq and is a predicted model, not a curated record. Gene Ontology annotation, cellular component: plasma membrane. Bases 1 to 2895 code for a protein of 964 amino acids. Gene Ontology annotation, molecular function: P-type proton-exporting transporter activity; ATP hydrolysis activity; ATP binding. Gene Ontology annotation, biological process: proton export across plasma membrane; regulation of intracellular pH. The transcript has a single exon.
AUGUCGGAGCACAGCCCGCUGCUCGCCAACGGCGACGAGCACUCGUACAGCGGCGUGAGCAACGACGACCGGUUCUACAUGGGCGUGGACAAGCGCUCGCUGCUGGACACGGGCGAGGCCGGCCUGAGCACCGUGGAGGCCUCGCGCCGCCUCAAGAUCUUCGGCCCGAACGAGCUCUCGACCAAGGAGAAGAGCCCGUGGGUCAAGCUGGCCGAGCAGUUCUGGGGCCCUAUGCCCAUCAUGAUCUGGCUGGCCAUCCUCGUGGAGGCCAUCACCAAGGACUGGCCCGACUUCUUCGUGCUGCUCUUCCUGCAGCUGCUCAACGGCGUCGUGGGCUGGUACGAGGAGCUCAAGGCCGGCAACGCCGUGGCCGCGCUCAAGGCCAGCCUCAAGCCCGAGGCCCAGGUCAUCCGCGACGGCGUGCACCAGACCAUCAACGCCGCGCUGCUCGUGCCGGGCGACCGCGUCACGCUGUCGGCCGGCUCGGCCGUGCCCGCGGACUGCGACCUGUGCGAGGGCAACCCCGUGCAGAUCGACCAGGCCGCGCUCACCGGCGAGUCCUUCCCGGUGACUAUGGCCACGGGCGACAACGCCAAGAUGGGCUCCACGGUCGUGCGCGGCGAGGUGGAGGCCGUGGUGUCGGCCACCGGCGGCCAGACCUUCUUCGGCAAGACGGCCAGCCUCAUUUCGUCCGUGGACGAGGUGAGCCACUUCCAGAAGAUCCUCAUCCGCAUUACCAUGUUCCUCAUGGCCAUCUCGUUCGUGCUCGUGGGCUUCUGCCUCGGCUACCUCAUCUACAACGGCGAGGACUUCCUCGAGGCCAUCGCCUUCUGCGUCGUGCUGCUCGUGGCCUCCAUCCCCAUCGCCAUGCAGGUGGUGUGCACGUCCACCAUGGCCCUCGGCUCCCGCAAGCUCGCCGAGGAGAAGGUCAUCGUCACCCAGCUGCAGUCCAUCGAGACGCUCUCGGGCAUGAACAUGCUGUGCUCGGACAAGACCGGCACGCUCACGCGCAACAAGAUGGAACUGCAGGACGACCUGCCUAUCUUCCACCCGACGGCCACCCGCGAGGAGGUGCUGGUUACCGCUGCGCUCGCCGCCAAGUGGAAGGAGCCGCCUAAGGACGCUCUGGACACGCUCGUGCUGAACGCCAUCGACUUGCGCCCGCUCGACCAGUACACGAUGAUGGACCACAUGCCGUUUGACCCCUCGGUGAAGCGCACGGAGUCGACGAUCCGCGGUCCGGACGGCAACGUGUUCAAGGUGACUAAGGGUGCCCCGCAAAUCAUCCUGGCACUGGCCCACAACGUCACGGAGAUCCAGGAGGAUGUGGAGGCCAAGGUGCUCGACCUGGCCAAGCGCGGCAUCCGCUCGCUGGCUGUGGCUCGCACUUCCGAGGAGGCCGAUGGCGGCUGGGUGUUCCUGGGCAUCAUGACGUUCCUGGACCCCCCGCGUCACGACACGAAGCGCACGAUUGAGCUGGCCCACGAGAACGGUAUUGGCGUCAAGAUGAUCACCGGUGACCAGGCCGCUAUCGCUGUGGAGACCUGCCGCAUGCUCGGAAUGGGCACGACCAUUCUGGGCACGGACGUGCUUCCUACGGCCAACGUGCAGGACGGUCUUUCGUCGACUCUGGGCUCGGACUACGGUGCCAUCGUGGAGAGCGCUGAUGGUUUCGCUCAGGUGUUCCCGGAGCACAAGUUCCUGAUCGUCGAGGUGCUGCGUCAGCGCGGAUGGGUGUGCGGUAUGACCGGCGACGGUGUGAACGACGCACCUGCGCUCAAGAAGGCCGACGUCGGCAUUGCCGUCGAGGGGUCCACUGACGCUGCCCGCGCUGCCGCUGACAUUGUGCUCACGCAGCCCGGUCUGUCCGUCAUUAUCAACGCCAUCACGCUGUCGCGCAAGAUCUUCCAGCGCAUGCGCAACUACGUGACGUACCGCAUUGCCUGCACGAUUCAGCUGCUCAUGUUUUUCUUCAUCUCGGUGCUGCUGUUCCACCCGGACAGCUGCCGCUUCCAGCACUUCAUCCCCCACGUCGGCGACUGCCCGUACAACAGCAAUGAGAGCACGGAGGCCGUGGACCCGUACUUCAAGCUUCCGGUCAUCGCUCUGGUGCUGAUCACGAUCCUGAACGACGGCACGAUCAUCUCGAUCGCCUACGACAACGUGGUGCCCUCCAAGCGCCCGGAGACCUGGAACCUGCCGCGCAUCUACUGGGUGGCGACGACGCUCGGCCUGAUUGCCGUUGCCAGCUCGCUGCUGCUGCUCUUCUGGGGUCUCGACUCGUGGAACAAGAACGGUGUGCUCGCCUACUUCGGCCUGGGCGACCUGCCGUACGACCAGGUGAUGAUGAUGAUGUACCUGAAGAUCUCGCUGUCGGACUUCAUGACGGUGUUCACGGCUCGUACCGAGGGUCUGUUCUUCACGCGCGCCCCUGGCCGUCUUCUUGCGGUGGCUGCUUGCUUCGCCACGGUUGUGUCCACGCUCCUGGCUGUCUUCUGGCCGUUCACGGAGAUGGAGGCCAUCUCGUUCAACCUCGCCGUGUUCGUCUGGAUCUACUGCCUCGCGUGGUUCUUCAUCCAGGACCUGGGCAAGGUGCUGCUCGUCUUCCUGCUGGAGCACAUCGACCACAUGAACGUAUUCGAGCGCAAGGUCAGCAGCAAGAAGUACGUCAAGCAGGAGGCUCAGCGCCAGAACCGCAUCCGCAUGGGCUCGACUCUGCUCAACAACGACUCGUUCAUGCGCGGCUCGUUCGUUGCCGGCCGUGCGGUUGGCGGCUCGUUCGUGGAGCGCAGCAUGACACUGGAGCAGGCCAUGGACCGCCUCGUGCGCCUUGAGGCUGAGAUGAAGGCCAUCCGCGCUGUCAUCCAGAACGCCUCGGGCACUGGUAAGCUCUAAAUGGCUCCGCAAGGAGUUGUGUGACUGCAACACGGCGACACAUAGCGCCGGCAGGUUGGACCCUAUCAGGUCGGUCUGUUCAUAGUGAGUGACUGCCCGUAUGCAUUUGCAGGUUGGAGGUAGAACAAGCCGCAGAGAUAGAUGAUGAGUUGUGCGUCAAAUGCAAGCUUGCUACUUUC